UAUGUCUUUGAUUCUUUAAAUGCUCUGCUUGAGAUAGGAAGAGAACUCAUAACAGAACACAGUAAAGUCAGGGCACCCAUCUCGUUGCUACUACUUGAAAGACUUCCAUGAGAUAUUGAUGUGCAUCUUUGCCUGACAGUGGAAGAUAAUAUACGUGACAGAUGAAUUGAUGGACCGCAGCAGUAGGGUGAUGUGAAACAGGAACGGCUUGGAAACCACAAGGACCACUGUAUACACUGGUGGAUUUGUACCAUAGCUUAGGACAAUGUGACAGCAAGAUAAGACUUGUCAACAAUAGAUGAUCCCAUAGCAGCUGUAUAUACAGAAAGGAACAAAAAAAGCUUAUUCAGGAUAUAAAAAAACUACAUUUGUGGAUAGGAAAAAUAAUAUACCGAGCCACAUAACAAUUCUGUGUACUUGUAUAUAUAACCUGGAUUCUCCUCUUGAGUAAAAAAAAAUGGGAAAUACUCAAUCAUGAGGUGAUCCUUCAAAAAAAGAACUUACCUUCAUACCACUGAUACCAGGAAGAUUGUUGGGUAAUAAUCUGUGCAACAGAAAUAUAGUAAACAUACCCCGGGUGUAAUGUUAGGCAUGCAGACCAGGAAGGUGGAGUAAAAUUCCCAGGGAUUCACUUUACAGCGCUGAUAGCUAUAGAGUUUAUUUCACACAGUGGAAAAGGGACAGAGGCAAUGGAAAUGUUGUACAACAUCUACUACCAUUGCUGGUGGCAUAUACUUGUAGUUCUAUGUAUAAUACUUACAUUGUGGGAAUCGGGAUCAUCCCAGUAUACUCUUAUAAAACCAGACAACACAGUAGUAUUCAAAAGUGAAAAUUACAACAGUAAUUGUAGUUAUAAGGGAUACUACCGCUACUUGGAGAUAUUAAAUGCUUCUGGAUCUCCUGCUCUAUUUGUUGGUGCCAGGGAUUAUGUAUUCAAACUGAACCUAGAAAAUAUAAGUGACAGUGCAUCAUCAAAUUCUAUACACCCAGAAAAUUAUGAAACUUGCGACACAAACAAUCAACAGGGAAGCACAAGCAGCAAGUGUUUCCAAUGUGGAAAUCAUGUGAGAGUGAUUGUCUGGCAGAAAGAUGACAGCGAGUUCUAUAUUUGUGGAACAGGAGCCAAGAAGCCACAGGAUUUCAUUCUAUUUGCUAACCUGACUGUAAGAAAAAAUGGAACUUCCAGCAGUGGAGUGGCCAAAUGUCCAUUUGAUCCUGAUGAUAAUGCUACAGCAGUCUGGGUUGAGAAAGGCAACCCUGGCAAUGUAUCAGUCUUGUAUUCUGGUACAGUGGCAGAUGCUGUAAAGUCCGACCCUGUAAUCUACAGACCUGAAAUACGCAAAGAUGGAAAUAUUGAGAGCAAACUAGUGAGAACUGUGCGCUAUGAUUCCAAGUGGCUUAAUGAACCACAUUUUGUUGCCUCUUUUGACAUCAGUACAGAUGAUGAGGAGUACGUGUAUUUCUUUUUCCGAGAGACAGCGGCAGAGUUUGUGAACUGUGGGAAGGCAGUGUAUGCCAGAGUGGCCCGAGUAUGCAAGGAUGACAAAGGAGGGCGCAAUGCAUUAAAAGACAACUGGACCACCUAUCUCAAGGCAAGACUCAACUGCUCACUGCCUGGAGAGUUUCCAUUUUAUUUUAAUGAGCUGCAGGAUGUUGUUAGAGUGAACAAUGCAUUUUAUGCUACUUUUACAACAAAUCUCAAUGGGUUUUAUGGUUCAGCAGUGUGCACUUUUGACUUGUCAACCAUAGAAGAUGUAUUCAACAAUGGCAAGUUCAAGGAACAAAAGGAUGCCACAUCCAACUGGCUUCCAGUUCAAGAAAGUAAUGUGCCACAGCCAAGACCAGGAAAGUGCUCUAACAACUCGCUGGGCCUGGAUGAUACCAUCAUCAACUUCAUCUAUUCCCGCCCCCUUAUGGACCAAGCUAUUCCAAUGAGAGAGGGGAGACCAUUGUACUACAGAAGUGGAGUCAUCUUCAGAAAAAUUGCUGUAGAAAACAGUUUGGUGGCUGGACAAAGGGUGCUGUAUCUGGGCACAAAUAAUGCUAAAAUCUACAAAUUAGCCAGCACAGAGUCUUGUAGUCAGGUCAAUGAGGAGUGCACCAGCCUUAGCUCAGUUAUAGAGCCUUUACAAGAUGAUACCAUUUUAUGGAGCAUGAAAUAUUUUAAGCAUUCCAGUGGUAUGUCCAUGCUAUACCUGGGCACAGAUGACCAGGUGACCCAGGUGCCAGUUGAUGACCAGUGCAACCACUACAAGACCUGUGGUAGCUGUACACAUGACCCUCACUGUAACUGGGACGUCAGUAGUAAAAGCUGCACUGCUGACACAUCUAGCUCAAAGGCCACGUGCAGUGCCAUCAUACAUACAGAAACAGAGUCUGGAGCCGCUGUAGUUUUACAAGGAUCCACUAAUUAUAAAAAUUGGACACAUAAUGGCACAUUAAUGGAGUGUCAGCCAGUCAAUAAAACCUGUGUCAUGACGGCCACAGGUGAUCUGGUACUGUUGAAGCCUCGCAGUCCAAAGUCUGAGGGCGAAUACACAUGUAACCUAUAUGGAGGGGACAAGAUUACAUAUAACCUCACAGUGCUGAGUCCCCAAGAUGCAGCUCUAAAAAGAUACGAAGAAUGGUGUGAUAAGUUUGAUGAAUACAAGAACCUUGUGGAAGAAUAUAAGGAAAAGGCAUGCAAUGCAGGCUGUUUACAAAAUUUCACAUGUAGCUAGCCUACAUCCUGGCAGAUGGGAGAGCAAAUACAAGUACAGGGUCUGCCAUGCGUGUGUUUGGAUGCUGAGGCACAAGAAAGUAUGCUGUGUUGCAGCCUUCAGAUUGAAGCACACAAUGGAAGGAAUAACCCACCUGAGUUUAAUGAUUUAGUUCAAAAGCAAAUUCCAAUUCUGAAUAAGCAUUAUCAGAAGUUGAAAUGACAGGCAAAAUGCUCCUGACAUUUUGAUUUUGGAAACCAUCGAUUUGUGAGAUUGAUCGUAGACAUCAUUUAGAUGUUGUGCUGUGGAUCUCCAGAAGAGACGGUAAAUUACUGACGGCAAGAAAGAUGGUUUCGUCUAGACAGAUUGAGAGAUUCAGACGGGCAGACAGUAUCUCUUCAGUUGCCAAUCAAUACGAUGGCAAACCAUUUUCAGCCUUGUUUUUCUCUUAUGUUCUUAUCUGUGAUACUUGACAGCUGAGUCGGCUGAAUGAAGACAUGGAACAAAACAAUAAAAGGAAAAAAAACUUGAUGAACAUGAGUAAUGCAGCUGAGCUGCAGCAGAAUUUUCUUUCCCCAUUUUAUCAUAGUGGAUGUCUAGAUGCAGUGCACCUCAAGCAGUGGAAUCACUGGCAGGGCUUGGUAACCUUAAUCUAGCACCACACUUUACUAUGGAUUUGUUUGAGCCACAGCUUCCCAUCCUCUCUAUACCAGCAGAAGUAUUGCUGGAGCCAAUAUGUUCAUAAUAGACAAGGAGGUCCCUUGCACCAGUAGACAUUUUAGAAUAGGACAGACAGUAGUCUCUUUUUUUAUUGUAUUUAGAAAUCUGGCAGAAUUUUAUUGAAUGCAAAGUAUGCAUAUAUCAGUAAUUAUUUUAGUUGCAUUUUCAUUGUGCAGUAAUUCCAUGUUUGACUGAAUUUAUAUUGUUAAUGUCUCAUAAUCUUUCAAAAAAAAAAUGCUGUCCUAUUAGAAUUAAUUAGAACAACUUACAUGUUUAAUAAUGUAAAUUUACAAUCUUGAUAGUAUGCAAACUUAGAUGAUAUUAUUCUAGACACAAAACUUACUUCAAUCAAAAACAGGAUUAUCUAAAAUACACAUUUCCACCAUGACAUUGCUUUCACCUGCUGUAUACAUGACAUAAGAAAUUCUUGAUUUUAUUUACAAAAAGGAGCUGUCCUCUUUUUAUAUAAGUGUGUAUAAUUUACAUAAAAAUGAGAUGUCUAAUUUGGUUUAAAAUUACAGGUAAUUGACUGAAUUUACAUCCUAUCUGUAAUUAUAUUUGAUUUGUCAUUCUGCAAUAUUGUAGGUUACGUAGCAAAAGAGGGACCAAACUUGCACUUACCACACCACGCCAUGGCACUGGCAGUAAAACAGUAUUAAUGUGGGGCAGGUUACAUGAUAGGAAGAAAAUAUUAGUAAUAGGUUUUAUAAGCAUCUGUUACAAAUUCAUAGCACUAAUGGAAGUAGUCCCUGUAGAUAGUGUAUUAAUUGUUUAUAUUCGGUAAUUGCAUUUGUACAUGAUCAGGUUAAUUUUGUUAAUUCAUUUGCGUAAUUUAUUAACAGUAUAUGUAUAUAUAUAUAUAUAAAAUAAAUUCUUUUUUAAUGUUCAGUUAUUUCUCUUUUUUGACCUUUUCUCAUCCUAUGUGGAAAUAAAACUAAGCACUAGUGACAUAUUGUUUUCAAAAUAGUAAUUAUAAAUAUGUACAGUAGAGAUGUAAGUUAUGCAAAAAUAGUAAUUAUAAAAAUAUACCUAAAACUGCCCUAUCACAACAUAUUCUUCACAGCUACCAUCCAAGAUAGCUUGUUUGGCAUCAUGCUGAGUAUAUGUAUAUAACACAUCUUAUGAACUAAAAAUGCAUUUUGAUGAUAUGCAAGAUUCAAAAUAUAAUUCUGCAAAAUAAAAUAUUCAAAUGUUUCCCAGCAGCAACUUCAAUUCUAGGAAAUGAAAGUGUGUUUCCAUAAGUGAACGCAGCAAACCA
This is a messenger RNA of Lingula anatina, 4677 nucleotides long. Its product is annotated as semaphorin-2A. NCBI's taxonomy places the organism in Eukaryota, Metazoa, Brachiopoda, Lingulata, Lingulida, Lingulidae. Gene Ontology annotation, biological process: negative chemotaxis; axon guidance; neural crest cell migration. The record is from RefSeq and is a predicted model, not a curated record. Gene Ontology annotation, cellular component: plasma membrane. Gene Ontology annotation, molecular function: semaphorin receptor binding; chemorepellent activity.